UCCUCCUUCUAACCUCCCGAAAACUGGACAUACAAAUACCUCAUCUGCCCCGACCCACAUCCUGACGCCAUUAUGCCCAUCAUCAGCAAUGCCAACCACGAUUUCAGCACAUACUCUAUCAGCAGCGAUGACAGCAGCCUCGAUCGCUUCUUCACGGAGAUCCCGGAGACUGAGACCAUCAAGGGCGUUUACUUCCAGCGCGCCCAGCUGCUUCGGGACCGCAAGGCCUCGUAUGUGGUCGACCACACCCUACAGGUUCUCAUCAAUGUGGGGGGCAACCGCUACACCUUCCCCUGGAGUACCUUGGAGCAGUUCCCCCAGAGUCGCCUGGGACGUCUGCGCUUCUGCACCACCCCCGAGGAGAUCGCACGGCUCUGCGACGACUAUGACGAGACGUGCCAGGAGUACUUCUUCGACCGCAACCCGACAGCCUUCAGGGUCAUCCUCAACUUCCUCGCCGCAGGGAAAUUGCGUCUGCUUCGGGAGCUUUGUGCCGUGUCGCUGCAUGAUGAGCUUGACUACUGGGGCGUAGACCCGGGCCACAUGGAGCGUUGUUGCCGCCGCCGUAUGAUCACCCGUGUGGAGGAAGUGGCUGAGCGAGAGCGCAAGGAAGAGGAGUGGAGGCAGAAGAGGGUGAUGAUGAAGAAAAGCAACACGGAGGAUGAGAAGGGUUAUCGCAGACUGACCUGGAUGCUGCGAGAAGUGGUGGAAAACCCUCAGUCAGGGGUGGCCGGGAAGAUGUUCGCCUGCCUCUCAGUCGUCAUGGUGCUGGUAACCGUCAUCAGCCUGUGCAUCAGCACCAUGCCAGACCUCAGAGACGAAGACACCAGGGUGCGUAUAAAGCCUCCGAGAAGCUGA
Messenger RNA from Plectropomus leopardus (leopard coralgrouper), 858 nucleotides. NCBI's taxonomy places the organism in Eukaryota, Metazoa, Chordata, Actinopteri, Perciformes, Serranidae. The record is from RefSeq and is a predicted model, not a curated record.